CUUCUCGUCACUCCUCGUCUCCUUGCUACCAACACUACAAAUCCAAUGCCAGAAUAGCUUACAAUGUAUCUUAUUAUGGCCCUCAUUGUUGCUUUCGUUGCAGCCGUGAUGGGUAUCCCGCAUAAAGCCAUCAUUGACACGCCCUCUAUCCGCGAUGUUGGCCUCGCUUACACAGAAGCAAACUACCAGGGCAUAUCCCUCUUUCUCCUUGAGAACCGCGAGGACACGUCCUGCUAUCCGCUCAGCCUUGACGCUGCCAACAAGCCCCAGUGAGUCAUACGAUUCUCCAUGGCCAUGCUACAUCACACUCGCAGCAUCGACAUCGGAGCCCUUCAUUUGCAUCUCCUCUGUUUUCUCUGCAUUCUAACGAUGAUCAAACAGAGGUCACCCCGUAUGCUCGAUCAGAAUCUGCA
This is a messenger RNA of Periconia digitata, 413 nucleotides long. NCBI's taxonomy places the organism in Eukaryota, Fungi, Ascomycota, Dothideomycetes, Pleosporales, Periconiaceae. The record is from the annotation of a GenBank genome assembly.